GUGAAAUUUUAGAUGGCGGUAAAACCUGUGAUAUUCAUCUUAAACUCUCUGAUUUCCACUUGUUUUUUACAAAGUGAAAUACCAACACCAAUCACAAACCGUGGAGUUUAUGAUCCAGCAACAUCUUGCGAUCCUAUAAAGUGUCUUUUACCGAAAUGCAGAUGCGCUGGAACCGGCAUUCCUAGUGGGUUAAUAAAAGAUAACACUCCACAGAUUAUUAUGUUUACAAUGGAUGACGGUAUCACUAGAAAUAACUUCCAGUUGUAUCAAGAUUUGCUUAAUGGGUUAAAAAAUUUCAACGGGUGUCCUGUUAAAGCAACUUUCUUUUUAUCGGGAGACAACACUGAUUACAGCUUGGUAAAGAUUCUGCAAAGUCAAGGUCAUGAAAUUGGUGAUCAUUCUGUGACUCACAGAGAUCCUGUUGAAUGGUGGAAUCAAAAUUCCUACGAUGAUCUUGAAAUUGAAGUUAUCAAUCAAAGAAAAACCAUUGAAGAAAUGGUUGGUGUAACAACGCGUGGAUGGAGAACUCCAUUUCUUGCAAGUACAGAAAACUUAUUUAGUGUAUUAGCUGAUAACAACUUUUUGUAUGAUAGUACUUUGGGUACAUAUCCCAGAACAAGAUGGUGGCCGUAUACGUUGGAUUAUUUACCUCCUAUAAACUGCUACAUGCUAAACUGCCCUUUAAAUUCAUAUCCAGGUUUGUGGGAGGUUCCACUUGUUCCAUGGCAAUGUAAUGCCACAGAAGAAAUUUUUGGAACAAUGAUUGAUGAGUGCAAAGAUCCUGGAGAUGAGGAAAGCGUAUAUGAAAUGAUUAUGCGUAAUUUUAAAACACACUAUGACGAUAACAAGCAGCCGUUUCCAAUAUUUGGACAUUCCACGUGGUUCAACAACGCACCCUAUAAAAAAACUGCUCUAAUCAGAUUUAUGAAUGAAGUUGUAAAACUCAAUGAUGUGUUUUUUGUGUCUGUUCAAGAUGCAGUAAAAUGGACACAAUCGCCGAUCGGGCUUAAUGGAAACCCAUUUUCUUGUCUUUAACUGUUAACUAUAAAAGUUAUUCGAAAAUGUUACCUCACGCAUAUGUUCCCAUAAAAAUGUUACUAUGAAUAAGGCUGAUGUUUGUUAAUAAUAGAAUGAAAAUUUAUGUAUGAACUUAGUACAUUAUGCUUGACUACUUCCUUAUUUUUGAUGUAUUUAUGGAGAAGCCAAUAUAAGUUUAUAUAUAUAAAAAUAA
This is a messenger RNA of Hydra vulgaris (swiftwater hydra), 1231 nucleotides long. RefSeq names its product chitin deacetylase 8. Gene Ontology annotation, molecular function: hydrolase activity, acting on carbon-nitrogen (but not peptide) bonds. Lineage: Eukaryota; Metazoa; Cnidaria; Hydrozoa; Anthoathecata; Hydridae. Gene Ontology annotation, biological process: carbohydrate metabolic process. The record is from RefSeq and is a predicted model, not a curated record.